CGCCGAUGGAAAAUCAGGACUAUGACAGCUGCCUCCGAAGCAAUGAUAUAGGCGUGAGGAUUGGGUGUUUUCAUGAUAAUCUUUUGGUUCCCUUGCAUAUCUGCUUUCAAUGCACCCCUCCUUCCCCAUGCGCGAACUGCUUAACUUCGUUUUGUCAGAAUUCCUUACAUUGACACCAAUACACGCAUAUAUUCCGCUCAACGUAGCCCUCUGCAUCGCCGCUGAAAAGCCCCUUGAUCGGACCGUACCCAUCGUCUAUUCAAGACAUCGCUAAAUCCCUCUGUGUUCCAAUCUUCUGUUUUUCAAAGGGCGAUUCAGAUUCGUGGCCCACGCGACCUCGCUCAAGCAACUAUCAUGGUGAUGUUGGAAUGGCAAUUUUCAGACUGAUCACUUAACAGGGUGAGGAAGGUUGAUUCCAUCAUGAAGGUGGAGCAAAUGGCCUUGUUGGCUGCGUCUGCUGUUUCUAUACAUGCCAUGGAUUACUCGUUCAGACUGAAUGGCGGUCUCUCCGGAACGCGUCAACUCCCUUCGGGAGUAUCCACCUCAACGUACCUUUACAAUGCCGUGAGUUCGGCCGAGGUCCUUCAGGAGUGGUACAACGCAACCACGGGCCUCUAUAGGACGGCCGGAUGGUGGCAGAGCGCCAACUGCAUCCAAGUGCUUGCCGACCUGACCGAAGUCGCCCCCUUGCUGCGCCUCCGAACCGACGGCAUCGUUUCCAACACGUUCACAAAUGCGCAGACAUUCAAUUUGAAAGAGAUUAAGUCCAAUGGAACGACGUCGUGCAUCUGGGAUACCUGCCCGGAUUCCACGCCGGGGGUCGAGCCGAAGGGGUUCCUUAACGGCUUCUACGACGACGAGGGUUGGUGGGCUCUGGCGUGGCUCAAGGUCUACGACAUCGGGAGGAAUGGGACGUAUCUGCGUACGGCACAAGAUCUCUUCGAAGACAUGCUCGCAACGGGUUACAACGCUACAUGCGGCGGCGUGUGGUGGGAUCGUGACCGGACCUACCACUCCGCCAUCGCCAACGAACUCUUCCUUUCUCUGGCUGCCCACCUGUCGAACCGCGUCCCCGCGCUCCGUUCGUAUUACCUGCAAUGGGCGCUCCGGCAGUGGGACUUCUUCCAACAGUCCGGCCUGAUCAACGCGAACAACACCAUCAACGACGGCCUCGACCCCACGACCUGCACGAACAACAAUGGCACGGUGUACACCUAUAACCAAGGGGUGAUCCUCGGCGGCCUGGUCGAGCUCGCCCGCGCCGAUCCAACGGCCACCUGCCUCUACCUCGAGGCCGCGCGAAACAUCGCAUCGGCCGCCAUCGCCGCGCUCACGGACCGCAACGGCGUACUCCACGAGCCCGGCGAGCCCGAUAUUUCCGGCGACGGUCUGCAGUUCAAGGGCAUCUUCCUCCGCAAUGUGCAGACGCUCAUCGCUGCGCUACCCAGCGACGAUUUUGCGGCGAGGGAAUACCUCCGUUUCGCCAGGGUGAACGCGGACAGCAUCUGGAAGCAUGCGCGGGAGCCGUGGAUGGGGAGGCUGGGGCCGGUGUGGAGCGGUCCGUAUAGGGAGGCGGGAGCCAGUAGCCAUAGUAGCGCGAUGGAUGCGCUCAUUGCUGCAGCGGCUCAUGCUGCGAGACUUGCAGAGGAGUAAUUGGGCCAGAGGGGAUGUCCAGGCUGUUUCCUUGGGUGUUGCGCGUGCGAAAAUGGACUGGAUCGCCAUGUGAUACGCGAGGGCGAACGGUGCUUUUUAUUAAGGAAUACGGAAAGGUAUCAAGAGGGAGCAUCUGGUGCAAAGCUGCAAACGAAACGGAUGGCAGAUCGCGACUGAUGUCAUGGUUGAUACAAGCUCCAGAGACAAAGUGGAGCAACGUGGCGCAUACCAGUUGAUUUGUAACCGGCAGGUUCGGGAGUCUAGACCAGGGACAAUUACAUAUCCCACUGCAGUACCUAAAUCCUGA
Molecule: messenger RNA, 1960 nt
Organism: Eremomyces bilateralis CBS 781.70
Lineage: Eukaryota; Fungi; Ascomycota; Dothideomycetes; Eremomycetales; Eremomycetaceae
Product: Six-hairpin glycosidase
Exons: 2
Coding region: 421-1653 (410 amino acids)
Biological process (GO): carbohydrate metabolic process
Source: RefSeq, a predicted model, not a curated record